This is a messenger RNA of Echinococcus granulosus, 492 nucleotides long. RefSeq names its product Small acidic protein. The transcript has a single exon. The record is from RefSeq and is a predicted model, not a curated record. Lineage: Eukaryota; Metazoa; Platyhelminthes; Cestoda; Cyclophyllidea; Taeniidae. Bases 1 to 492 code for a protein of 163 amino acids.
AUGGGAAGGCAUAAGCUGCCCGAGAGGGAUAGAGGUGCAAGACAACCAUCAAAUCAUAAGCACAAGCACAAAGGGAAUAAAGCUGGCAGCGAAAAGGCUUCUUCUUCCGGAGUUUCUGGUGUUCAUUCAGCAAAUGCAUGGGAAGACGUCAAAUUCGAGUCCAACGAUCGUAAGGAAAAGUUUCUACGAUUAAUGGGCGCUCAAAAGCAGCGAAAGCAUACAGGCGGCAUUCAGAUAGGUGAGAAGACAGUCACUCACGCACGCGCUGGGGUUGGUGUCGAAGAAAUCGGUAAAAACCUGGAGCGACAGUUUGCUGAGGGAAUGGAGUACAAAUCCUCCUGGAAUCGUCACGCAGGCCUUGGUUGUUCUAAUGAGAGUUCUUCUUCCCCUCUCCGAAAUGCCCCUAUUCAACCUGAUAGGGAUGAGGAAUCUACAGUUCUAUGUUCAGACAGUAAAUAUACGGUGAAAUUUGUAAAAAGUUCUGAUCAGUAA